AUGGAUGAUACUUACAAUGCAGUGAAAGAAAUUUUAAACAAGAAAGAGGAUUUCAUCCGACGUCAUAUUGUCUUGUCGACUUCCGUUAUUCAGCUGCUUAAAAAGCAUGACGUCAUAGGGCAGUUCACUUACGAUCAGAUGAUGGCGAAUGCAUCCAACACAGACAAGCAGAUGACAUUACUUCUCGUCUGCAUAAAGACACGUGGUCUCGCGUCGUUCCAGGGAUUUCUGCAAGUUCUUAGAAUAACGUUCCAUGGCUGGAUAGCAGAUGAUAUUCUCGAGUGUAACAUCGAUCGAUCAGCUGUCGUAACUUCCGGUCUUAUAACAGUUCGUGACGUCAUCAGUAAAGCUCACCAAGACAACCUGGCACAGAAAAACGCGAUUCAGGACUUUAAACUCGAACAAAAACAUAUCGAGGUUGAUAGCGGAAGGGUUAACAGCCGAUCCCCGAGCAGACGACAUGAAUAUACCUCUAUAAGAGAGCGCGAGAAAGAUGACAUAAGACGUUACCCGAAAUCUCGCAGUUCGGAGGUAAACUCGCCGAUUACGCAGAUUCCCGAGAAUCUACGGCAUUUACAGCGAACGUUCGAUACAGAAACCGCAUCUACCCGGAAGUCACUCGCCGUAUUGAAGCAAGAGGAAGUAACUAUCAAAGCGCUACUGCAACAGAACCUUCGGGAACAACAGGAUAUGCUGAUGAAGCAGGAAACGCUGAUAGAAAUCAAGUCCCGCAUUAAAGAGAUAAAUCAAUCGGCUGCGCAUCUUUUCAAACCGGAUCCAGAUAAAGAGGUAACUAGGCAACGGCUUCGUCUGCUACAAAGCGUGCCAUGGGAUGUCAGGGAUUGA
This is a messenger RNA of Mya arenaria, 846 nucleotides long. RefSeq lists its product as uncharacterized. NCBI's taxonomy places the organism in Eukaryota, Metazoa, Mollusca, Bivalvia, Myida, Myidae. The coding region runs from base 1 to 846 and encodes 281 amino acids. The record is from RefSeq and is a predicted model, not a curated record. The transcript is spliced from 2 exons.